Thlaspi arvense is the source of this 234-nucleotide messenger RNA. NCBI's taxonomy places the organism in Eukaryota, Viridiplantae, Streptophyta, Magnoliopsida, Brassicales, Brassicaceae. The record is from the annotation of a GenBank genome assembly.
AUGAGAGAAUAUGUUUCUGAUAAAGAAUUGGAGCAACCCUUGUGUGUCGCAUACACUGAAAAUGGGAUAAGACUGGUUCAGCGUGAACAAUCACAUCAGUUACCUUCAGAAGGAACCAAAGGAGUUGCAAAUAUUUCAUACCCUACUCCUCUUACAUUUGGAGAAGCGUUUGAGAAAUUAUAUCAGUGGAUGACCGCGACCACUUUGCUACUAAGGGGCUCGUCGAGCACUUAA